AAUUAAAGUGUCACACUCACAACUCACAAUAAAAUCAAGAAUCAUAUCCCUAUUUUACAAAUAUUAUGGCGGUAAACUUCAACAACCAAUCUUUCUUCUUCUUCCUUCUUGCCACCUUAUCUCUCCUCCCACUUAUCAUCUCCGACAACCCUUCACCACCACCACCACCACCACAAACCACCGUACCACCACCACAAACCUACCCCCAAUGGCCACCAAAACCUACAAAUCUUGAACCAAGAAAACCCUUAGGAACAUGGGCUCUUCUCCAACGCAGUAUAGGCAUCUCCGCCAUGCACAUGCAACUCCUCCACAACAACAAAGUUGUCAUCUUCGACCGGACCGAUUUCGGCCCCUCGAACCUCAGUCUCCCUUUCGGCGAAUACUGCGGUAUUCGCGACGAAUUCCUUCGCCCCGAUUGCACCGCUCACUCCAUCCUAUACGACGUCGCUUCCAACUCUUUCCGCCCACUUUACGUCCAAACCAACGUCUGGUGCUCCUCCGGCGCCGUCAACCCCACCGGAACCCUUGUCCAAACCGGCGGUUACUUCUCCGGCGACCACAAAAUCCGCUUGUUCACCCCUUGCAACGAUGAUUCUUGCGAUUGGGUUGAAUUAAAACGGAAUUUAACCGUUCAAAGAUGGUAUUCUUCCAACCACAUUCUCCCCGACGGGAAUAUUAUUAUUGUCGGUGGCCGGAGAGCGUAUAACUACGAGUUUUUCCCGCGAAACCCGAUCGGUUCGGGUUCGUUAAGCUUCUUUAAUCUCACUUUCUUGUGGGAAACAAAUGAUUAUCUAGAGGAGAACAAUUUAUACCCGUUUUUACACGUUUUACCCGACGGAAACCUCUUCGUUUUCGCGAACCAACGUUCGAUUUUACUCGAUUACGUCUCGGGUCGGGUCGUCCGUGAGUUCCCGCCGCUCCCGGGCGAAAAACGGUCGUACCCGUCAACCGGGUCGUCGGUUUUGCUCCCGAUCACAAUUCACGAAAACGGGCUACCGAUUUCCGAACCCGGGUCGGGGUCGGGGGCGGUGGAGGUGAUGAUAUGUGGCGGGGCCCAAGGCGGGUCGUUCCCGAUGGCGGAGCGUGGGGUCUACAUGGCGGCGUCAAGGACGUGUGGACGGAUGAGCGUCACAGACGCUCAUCCGUACUGGGUAAUGGAAAAAAUGCCUUUGAGAAGAGUAAUGCCGGAUAUGAUAUUGUUACCAAACGGUGACGUUUUGAUUAUUAAUGGAGCCGGUCGAGGAACCGCCGGUUGGGAGAAUGCGGUUGAACCGGCUUUGCAUCCGGUUUUGUAUGAACCGAGGAAGAGGUUAUUCACUGUGCUCAACCCCACGAGAAGACCUAGGAUGUACCACUCAUCCGCUACAUUACUGCCAGAUGGCAGGAUCUUAGUGGGUGGGAGCAAUCCACACGUGGCAUAUGAGUUUAGUGGAGUUAACUACCCAACUGACUUAAGCUUGGAGUCUUUUUCCCCUCCUUAUAUGGAUGAAAGGUAUGCUUAUUAUAGACCGGUAAUCUCAACCGUUGAAUACGAUGUUGAUGAGAGUAUAUCCUACGGUCAGUAUUUCGCGAUCGCGGUUACCAUGAGUUUGAGUGGUGUGGAUCGACGGGUAAUGGUAACGCUUGUUGCGCCAUCGUUUACUACUCAUUCGUUUGCGAUGAACCAACGGGUGUUGGUUUUGUAUGUCGAUGUUGUGGAGCAAGUGUCGUUGUUUGAGUAUAGGGUGACGGUGCGCGCGCCCUUAUCGCCUAAUGUUGCACCCCCCGGGUAUUAUAUGUUGUUUGUCGUGCACGAUGGGAUCCCUGGUCAUGCGGUUUGGGUCCGGUUGCAUUGAUGUUGUUGUUACUCUUUGUUUUGAGUUCAUAAUUCUUUGGUUUUGUAAGUGGAUUUGUUGAAAUAGAGAAUUAGUUUUGGAAUUAGAUUUU
Helianthus annuus (common sunflower) is the source of this 1929-nucleotide messenger RNA. Its product is annotated as aldehyde oxidase GLOX. NCBI's taxonomy places the organism in Eukaryota, Viridiplantae, Streptophyta, Magnoliopsida, Asterales, Asteraceae. The record is from RefSeq and is a predicted model, not a curated record. Bases 66 to 1838 code for a protein of 590 amino acids. The transcript has a single exon.